Ceraceosorus guamensis is the source of this 600-nucleotide messenger RNA. RefSeq lists its product as hypothetical. Lineage: Eukaryota; Fungi; Basidiomycota; Exobasidiomycetes; Ceraceosorales; Ceraceosoraceae. The coding region runs from base 1 to 600 and encodes 199 amino acids. The record is from RefSeq and is a predicted model, not a curated record. The transcript has 5 exons.
AUGAGCGGGAAGAAGAUCCCGGCGGGUAAUAAUAACAAGGUCCGCAUCAGCAUCAGCAUCAGCAUCAGCAUCAGCAUCAGCAUCAGCAUCAGCAUCAUCAUGCACCGCGCACAGCUACAGCGUGGAUACGCCGAGUCGCCGAGUCACCUACCUAUAGCUCCUGGCGCAAGUCCUGCGCGAUUCGUUGCACAAGAAUCGCAGCAGAUCGCAGUCAGCAGCUUGGAUGGCAUGGCAAUUAAGUACUGCACCGCCGUACCCACCCGGAUGAAACCUGCCGAGGCAGGCAGGGUCGCGCGCGAGUCGUCAUCUAUAUGCUCCGCGCGAUCUCUAUCGGACGAUGCUGGUGGUGCUGCUACUUGUACUCGCACCGUGACUCACGACUCAAGACUUGCAUGUCAGCAGGACCGCAGGCUAAGCGGGCGCGGGCGACUCAUGCAGCUACACGGAGCAACGAAGCUGUUUUUCGUUGCUGCAUGGCGAGGAUCGAGUGUCACAGUCACGCAGUCAGAAGCCAGAGCACCGGUUGCUGUGCAAGUGUACGGCGCCGAGUCUUUUUUCCUCGCGGAGAUCGCCAUCCAUCCACUCACGACUGAUGAGUGA